This is a messenger RNA of Sporisorium graminicola, 909 nucleotides long. RefSeq lists its product as uncharacterized. Bases 1 to 909 code for a protein of 302 amino acids. Gene Ontology annotation, cellular component: fungal-type cell wall. The transcript is spliced from 2 exons. The record is from RefSeq and is a predicted model, not a curated record. Gene Ontology annotation, biological process: fungal-type cell wall polysaccharide metabolic process. NCBI's taxonomy places the organism in Eukaryota, Fungi, Basidiomycota, Ustilaginomycetes, Ustilaginales, Ustilaginaceae.
AUGAAGUCGUUCGCACUCAUCCUCUCUGCCCUCGUCUCGCUGCUUGCGCUGCUGCCUUCCUCGACCGAGGCGGCGCAGCGCGGUCUCGCCUGGGGCACCAACGACAACUGGGGUCCCUCGGUCGCCAAGGGCCUCAUCUCGUGGUACUGGCACUGGCAGGACGGUCCCAACUCCAAGUUCAACGGCAAACUCGAGUUUGUCCCCUGCUACUGGGGUCCCAAGUACAACUCGCAGUGGGCCGCACGCAAGGCCGAGAUGAACAACAACGUUCCCAAGGCUCUUUUGGCCUUUAACGAGCCCGACAUCAGUGGACAGUCCAACCUGGACCCGACCACGGCGGCUAACCUGUGGAUGCAGGAGAUCCAGCCUUGGAAGAAGCGCGGAGUCCGUCUGGGAAGCCCUCAGAUCGUCUGGAACCAGGACUGGUUGAGCAAGUUUAUGAGCACUUGCAAGAGCAAAGGCUGCACUGUUGACUUCAUCGCAAUCCACUGGUACGGUUCCUGGUCGGACCUGGCAGGGCUCAAGAAGUACGUCACCUCGGUGCACAACAAGUUCAACCUGCCCAUCUGGAUCACCGAGUACGGCGUCACCUCGUCCUCUGGUGGAUCGCAGCAGCAAGUCAAGCAGUUCCACAUGGAAGCUACCCAGUGGCUCAACUCGCAGUCGUACGUCGAGCGCACCUCGAACUUUGGCAGCUUCUCCGUCAGCAGCCCUCCGGACAACUACGGCUCGCGCCUCAACGCUCUCUUCAACGGCGAUGGUAGUCUGCGUGACCUGGCGUACUGGUACCUCUGGAGCUCGAACCCGUCCAAGAGGAGCGUCAGAUUCGAGACGACUGCUGAGGACGACUUUGAACCUACGAAGGAGGAGGUCCCUGUUGAGGAGAAGCCUGCUAGCUUCGCCCAUUAA